This is a messenger RNA of Lachnellula hyalina, 5481 nucleotides long. RefSeq names its product putative helicase (gene SPAC694.02). The coding region runs from base 1 to 5481 and encodes 1826 amino acids. The record is from RefSeq and is a predicted model, not a curated record. The transcript is spliced from 11 exons. Lineage: Eukaryota; Fungi; Ascomycota; Leotiomycetes; Helotiales; Lachnaceae. Gene Ontology annotation, cellular component: cytoplasm. Gene Ontology annotation, molecular function: nucleic acid binding; ATP binding.
AUGGCUGAACACCAGGACCCUGGAGUACUACGCUGGUAUGACAGCUCCCGCCCUAUGUUCAUCGACCUCGUCGGUGACUAUGCAGGCAAAGAGCUGUUCUUACUUGAAGGCGACUCUCUAUUAAGAGAGUGUUUUGAAGACGAAAGAAUAGAUUUCCAAUCUGGAUUUCAAUUACUUCACGCAGUUUAUGUAGUUGAGAAAUUUCUGGAGAAUCUAGUAAAGCGACACUGCUCCUUUCACAUUGCAUUUUUCGAAGAAAACUCCGAGCUAUGCAUCCCGCCAGGGCUGUCCAAAGCGCUUCGAUCGCGUUACUUGUUGGCCAGAAGCGUCAUCAAGGCUCACUUGACUCUUCGCCUCCCCUCAUCGCAACCGAAUGUGUUAAUCAACACAUUCCCAACUUUGGAAAGUGAGGAAUUCGCAGAAUAUCUCCAUGUAAAUCCUAUACACUUCGUUAUGGUGCAUGAUGGAUCCUCUCGAUCAAUGAACACCUCAUCUGAGAACUCGGAAGAUGAAAAGCUGGCAAAGGUUCUUCUACGAGGAAUGAUCUGGUGGUGGAACACGCAUCCGCUUAAUGUUGCCCUCAUCAAUCGUAUAGAAUUCAGAGAUUCGAAGGUUUUUACCAUGAUCGUCGAGAGCUUUACGGCUUCUAGCAAGACGAAGCUUCUCAAGACGGCAAAAGUUAUCGAUGAAAUCAAGGAGGCCAGCAAGCUGCUAAGAAAGCUGCGGGCAACCGACGAAGGAUUACAGGUCAGAGUAGAAGAUCUGGAGGAGCUUGAAGAGGAUUCAUCGAUUGAGAACGAGUCCGAAAGUUAUUAUCUGUCGGCAUACGCCGUCUCCGCCCUUCUCAGGAAUAAAGAUUGCGAUAUAUUCAUGGCAUCCGCAUUCGUAAUCCACAGCAUCUUGUUGAAACAUGUACCUGUCUCUGAGCGACGCCUUCCCCUUGUAACCUUCGACAAGGAUUUCGAAGACCAAAUCAAUGAAUUCAUUGCCAAAUUAUCCAGCGUCUUGCGCUAUACUAUAGAGGAUGCUGCAUGGACCGAUCUCAUGGCGAGCAAGGAAGCAGAGCGAGAUACUGUUGACCUUAUCGAUGGCCGUCUAUUCAGAGUUGUUAUUCAAGCUAUGUGUGAUGACACCCUGAAAACCGCAUUUCCUCUAGCUGCUCGUAAGCACUGGUCUGUGCUUUCCAGCCUUGUAAAGCAACUUGCAGAUCAAGAGCUCUCAAUACAAGGUAGCACAGAACCCGAAUCAUCAGAGUCGAGCGCUUCAAAGAGCGACUUCGAGCGAUCCGAAGAGAACCUUGCUGUUUUGCCAUUUUCUCACCCUGUUUUUGACAAGCACUUGGAAUGCAUUCAUGUAGAAACAGAAACAUCCCUACCCGCUCGACUUGGGUCAAUGAAGCUUUACCGAGAGACGACUCAUUGGCAUAACCACAAGAAGCCCUUGACUACCAAGCCCCCUGUUGCGCAAAAAGUUUCCAAGUGGCGAAACCCUCUUCGAACGAAUCAAUUCUAUAUGAAGGAAAUGACUACAUAUGCCGCAUCUCUUACUGGAGCUACUGGGAAAGCUCUAGAUGCAGAGACGAUCACCGUGGGUCCCAAGCAACUAGUCAAGAUACCCGAGGCCAAAACCCCCAAAGCUUCAGCGCCUUCAUCUUCCAAGGAGAAUGCACCUGAGGCUCGAGCUCCGAGCAAAGCUGCAGCAGCUAAAAAGGGAACCAAGAAGGCUGCAGCUGGGCUCUCGAAGAAGGAGCAGAUGAAAGCCGAUAACACAGAGCGGAAGGGCGGAAACGAGGCAGACAAGGCUUUCAAUGCUUGGGGUACUGUGAGGAAAGAUCUUGAUGUAUUGUCUAAUGAUCAAGACCGGUACCUGAGAACCAUCGAAUACCUCAAAGGCUUGGAUUCAACGAAGAAGACGCACCUCGAAGCGGAAGUGAACACCUAUGCACUUCAGUCCCUCUUAAACUGGUGGGCAGAAUCUGCUAAAUCAGACAAAGAGUCAAGCUAUCACAUCGUAGCCUUGAUCUGGACGACAGUUCGAACACUAUGCAACAUCACUUCGCCUUUUAGUAAGGAAAUUGCCCAACACGCCACGAUGGUGUGUACUCUUUUGGGCAUCACGAAUGCGAUCACAUCUUUCGACGCAUCUACUCUUGACCGCAAGCUUUCGUUUGCCUUCAAAUACCCAGCAAAUACCCAGUCUCUGCGCAUUGAUAUGACCCAGUACGAGUUUCAGCUGAACCACUGCGGGCCUUAUAUGGACCGUAUGUUAGAUGCAAAGCCAGAUGCGAGAGUUUCUAGUUUUGUUCCAGAUGGCUGGCAACGAGACGUCCUUGACCAGCUUGACGCAAACAAAAGUGUCUUUGUGGUAGCGCCAACUUCGGCAGGUAAAACAUUCAUUAGUUUUUAUGCUAUGGAACAGGUCCUACGUGCUGACAAUGACGGCGUCCUUGUGUAUGUGGCACCUACGAAAGCUUUAGUCAAUCAAAUUGCAGCUGAAGUGCAAGGUCGAUUUUCUAAGAAAUACCCGAGCGCUGGCAAAGGUGUUUGGGCAAUUCAUACGAGAGACUAUCGCGUCAAUAACCCGACAGGAUGCCAAAUAUUGGUUACGGUUCCCCAUAUUCUGCAGAUUAUGCUACUCGCACCGACAAAUGCCAAGUCUUGGGCUCCACGAGUUCGACGUAUCAUCUUUGAUGAGAUCCAUUCCAUAGGCCAAGCAGAAGAUGGUGUUGUAUGGGAACAACUCCUUCUGCUGGCACCAUGUCCAAUUAUCGCAUUGUCUGCUACUGUCGGCAACCCUGGAGUCUUCAACGACUGGUUGACCGAGACACAAAAGGCUUCUGGAUCGGAAUUGAAGAUGAUCCAACACGGCACUCGUUAUUCCGACCUGCGCAAAUACAUGUACGAACCACCGAACGAUUUCCAGUUUGCUGGUUUUGGGAAAUCUUAUGGCCUAGGUCUUGGUCUUGAAGGUCUCGAAGGGUUUGAACAAUUUCAUCCAGUAGCCAGUCUAGUCGACAAAUCCCGUGGCAUGCCCGAUGACCUUGCUCUGGAACCUCGGGACUGUCUUUCUCUGUGGAAGGCCAUGUGCAAAUGUCAAACGGAAGCAUACAAGGUCCCCGAGUCCCUCAACCCUGCCAAAGCACUACCUGCAUGCAUUCGAAAGGCUGAUAUUUUUGCUUGGGAGAAGAACCUAAAGAAGGUUCUUCUACAAUGGAUGGCAGAUAGUCGCUCUCCUUUCGACCAACUCAUCAUUGAAUUAUCUCCUCGGGGUAAGGUGAAUGCAGUGGAUAAGACACUAGCAACUGACUCGUCCGUCACCAAUGGCGAUCAUUUAGAUCCUCUGAGUCUCAAAGCGACAACUUUGCCAUUGCUAUAUCAGCUGCACAAGCGCCGAGCGCUCCCUGCUAUUCUGUUCAAUUAUGACCGAAGCCAGUGUGAAGAAAUUGCAUUUGCAGUGUUGGAACAGCUUUCCGAAGCCGAGGCUCGAUGGAAGCAGGGACCUCAAUGGAAAAAGCUUAUGGAAGGAUAUGAGAAAUAUCAAGAGCAGAAAGACAAGAAGGCUCGAAAACCGGCUAAGCCGGCCAAAAAGAGCAAGGAUGCAGACGAUGAAGGCGGAUCUAAGAUGGAUCGAAUGCGGGACGAGGCAUCUGAUGGAUCAUCACAAUAUGAUCUUUUCGACCCAGAGGCACCCCAGGCCGACUUCAGCUUUGCAGAUCCCAAGAAGCUCCAGAAGGCUGAGUUGGACGAGUACAUCCGUGCUCUGAGAUGGAAGGAUAUUAGGGAAGAGCUGAUCGAAUUGCUUAAGAGAGGAGUAGGUGUUCAUCAUGCUGGUAUGAAUCGAAAGUAUCGACAAUGUGUGGAAAUGUUGUUCCGACGAGGCUUUCUUCGGGUAGUGGUCGCAACAGGCACUCUAAGUCUUGGUAUUAACAUGCCCUGCGCAACUGUAGUCUUCUCCGGAGACUCGGUCUUCCUGACAGCUCUAAAUUUCCGACAAGCAGCUGGUCGUUCUGGUCGUCGAGGCUUCGACUUACUUGGUAAUGUUGUAUUCCAAGGCAUUGACAGAGAACGAGCAAGCAGAUUGUUGAGCUCAAGACUCCCGGAACUUACAGGGCAUUUCCCAAUCACGACAACACUGGUCCUGCGACUAUUUACUCUUUUGAAUGGCUCAAACAAAUCACUUUAUGCGGAGAAGGCCAUCAACUCGCUCCUUUCGCAGCCACGUCUUUACCUUGGUGGGCAAAGCUUUAAAGAGCAAGUCUUGCACCAUCUACGAUUCUCCAUUGAAUAUUUACGCCGCAAUGAAUUACUAGGCCCGGGUGGUGAGCCCGUCAACUUCACAAGCUGCGUUUCUCAUCUAUACUUCACAGAGAAUUCUUCAUUCGCAUUUCAUGCUCUCUUGAAAGGUGGUUAUUUCCACAAGCUCUGUGUCGACCUCGAUGCCAAGACAGAUAUGGUAUUGCACGAAAUGAUCCUCGUGCUUAGCCAUCUAUUUGGGCGUCAGGUUUGUCGGGAAGUGGAUGAUCCGGAGGAAGUGGAGAAAAUCAAGAGGUCUCCAUCAAUCGUAUAUCUCCCUUCCAUGCCUGAGGAUGCUACGAAAAUUCUACGGAGGCACAACAAGGAUACCCUUGACAUCUUCACUACUUAUGUGAAGACGUUCGCGGCUCAGCAUGUCAAGGAAGAAGAGGGCCAACUGCCUCUGACCCAUACACCCGUCGGAGUAUUAUCUGAAAAGCGUGCCAAUGGUCACGCAAAUGGCACCGUACCCACCAAUGGCGAUGGAAAAGAGUACCCAUCAACCGUUGAAUUCAUCCCAAGCCUUCCUGCUCCCCACGCAAGAUCCGCUUUCGUGGCCCUCUCGGGUCUUGGAGACGAAUUCACGACUAUCGAAGAUCUGUGCUCCUCUACCCGCGACGGCAUCUUCCUCGAGGCUGCCGUCAUACCACAUCUAGAGAUUCAUCCUGAUGAGACGAGGACCCCGUUGAAUGCUUACCUCCUCGAUUUCUACAUGCAUGGCGCUGUGGAGCCGCUUGAGCUAGCUAAUGGUAUUAGAAAGUCCGACGUUUGGUUCGUGCUGAACGAUUUCUCCAUGGUGCUAGCAACAAUCGCAACAUCUCUGGCCCUGUAUCUCGGACUUGACUCCGAUGCAGAUCCUGAGAUGCUUGAUAUUAUGGGCAGUGGAGAUGCGGCCGAGAACGAUGCCGAUGCAGAGGUCGCUGCUAAGACGGAGCCUGAGCCUGCUGCAGCUGCGAAAUCCAAUGCUCCAACUCAAGGGGCUCCCAUCAGAAAGAGCAAGAAGGUUGCUGACGAUUGGGGUGCGAGUGAAGACGCAAUGGUUGCCGAGGAGGAUUACCUUAACAGUGAACGACUGAAUGGCACCGGUGCGACGGAUGAUGAAGAAUACGACAAACUGAUGAAUGUGUACAAAGCAUUCCGCAAGCUGAAGACGGAAUUCGAUGAGAAGUUCAGAGCUAUCUGGGCCUAG